Molecule: messenger RNA, 3405 nt
Organism: Nezara viridula (southern green stink bug)
Lineage: Eukaryota; Metazoa; Arthropoda; Insecta; Hemiptera; Pentatomidae
Source: the annotation of a GenBank genome assembly
AUGGGACAUUAUUGUCCGACUCCUAUCUCUUCGGGACACUCCCGCGUUUGGACAGUCCCCUGUGAUGUUGCUUGAGAAGCACGAACCGUUAUUCUAUAUAAGGGAUCUACAGGACUUGGGUUCAAUAUUGUUGGUGGUGAAGAUGGAGAAGGAAUAUUUGUGUCUUACAUUCUGGCUGGAGGCCCUGCAGAUCUGUCUGGAGAGAUCCGUCGCGGAGACAGGCUUUUGUCUGUCAAUGGUCAAGAUCUCAGCCAGGCUACUCAUGAAGAAGCUGCAGCUGCUCUUAAAGGAGCUGGACAAGAAGUGACGAUCGUUGCUCAAUAUAGGCCUGAGGAGUACCACAGGUUCGAGGCCAGGAUCCAUGAUCUUAAGCAGCAGGCUCUGUCCCAGCAGAUGCCUACUGCCACUUUGCUGAGAACUUCCCAAAAGCGCAGCCUUUAUGUUAGGGCUCUCUUUGAAUAUGAUCCUAACAAAGAUGAUGGUCUUCCCUCGAGGGGUCUGCCUUUCCACUUUGGUGAUAUUCUCCAUGUAACCAAUGCUUCUGAUGAUGAAUGGUGGCAGGCAAGAAGAGUUCUCCCAACAGGAGAAGAAGAAGGUAUCGGUAUCAUCCCGUCGAAGCGCAGAUGGGAGAGGAAACAGAGGGCUAGGGAUAGGUCUGUGAAAUUCCAAGGGCACCUUCCAGUACUAAUCGACAAACAAUCCACAUUAGAGAGGAAAAAGAAGAAUUUCUCAUUCAGUAGAAAAUUCCCGUUUAUGAAGAGUAAGGAUGACAAAUCAGAAGACGGUUCUGACCAAGAACCGUUUAUGCUCUGUUAUGCUCAAGAAGACCCAUCCUCUGAAGGUAUUAGCCUAAGCAGCAUUAGUCUUAUUGAAAUACUCUUCGGUACAGAAGAGACCGUGCUGUCCUACGAGCCUGUAGUACAAGAAACUAUCUCCUACGCCAGGCCAGUCAUUAUCCUGGGGCCGCUCAAAGAUAGGAUCAACGAUGACCUUAUCUCAGAAUUUCCAGAUAGAUUUGGGUCAUGUGUACCACAUACUACUAGGCCAAAGAGGGAAUAUGAAGUUGAUGGCCGUGAUUAUCAUUUCGUGAGUUCUCGUGAGGAGAUGGAAAGAGAUAUACAGAGCCAUUUGUUCAUCGAGGCUGGUCAGUAUAAUGAAAAUCUCUAUGGGACAUCUGUAUCAUCUGUAAGGGAAGUUGCUGAAAAGGGGAAGCACUGUAUUCUGGAUGUAAGUGGAAAUGCUAUCAAGAGGCUUCAAGUUGCUCUGCUAUACCCAAUAGCCGUUUUCAUCAAACCUAAGUCUGUGGAAUCCAUAAUGGAAAUGAGCAAAAGAAUGACAGAAGAACAGGCCAAGAAAACAUUUGAAAGGGCACUUAAGCUUGAACAAGAUUUCAGUGAAUAUUUCACAGCGAUUGUUCAGGGUGACACGCCAGAAGAAAUUUACCAAAAAGUCAACAUGGUUAUCAAGGAUCAGUCUGGUCCAACAAUUUGGGUGUCAUCAAAGGACCCACUUUAAGGAGGCCUCUCUUGUUAGUUGUUUAAAGUAUAAAUGUAUAAAUACUUACAAUUUAUAAAUAUAUAUAAAGUUUAUAUAAAUAUAAAUAUAUAUAAUAAUUUUAUUGAAAAUGAGGAUAGUGGCAUAAGCUCAGGUCCUUAAUUGUGUAUAUGUAAACAUCUUAAUAGCUUUUUCAAAUAUAUAUUAUUUUUCUUAUUAUUUUUGUUUUUCUUUUGAGUGAGAUAUAAUAUUGUAAAAUAUGAUUUUUUAUGUUAACUUAUAAUAUUCUUUAUUUUUUUCGUUUUUCCUGCCUAUGAGUAUAGAUGGUGUAUUGUUAAUUGUUUCCCUUCCCCUCCCACCGUUUAAAUAAUAAUAACACAAGUGUUUUUGUUUUGUGUACUUUUUUUCUUGGAUUGUGAUGAAUAUUUAACAUUUAACCAUCGGUCUCCCUCAUUCUCUCAUUUCCGCCAAAACAAUAAGAUGUUUUAUUAUUAGUAAAGUUUAAUUUUUAAGAAAGAUAAUAAGGAAAACUGCCACUAUGUUAUAAUCUAAUGAUCUUUAACAAUCAUUGUUUUAGCGGUGUCAAUGAGGAAGACCCAAGAAAACUCCUGUUUUGAAUUUAUAAAUGUUAACAGUAGAGGAAAUAUUGUUUCUCUUUAGAUUGUUAAAUCUAACUUUGUUUACAUGCGUCGUCUCAAGCAUGGUGUAAGUAUAAAAUAGGCAUGCCUUGUGAGCUUCGCAUAAGUCGUGAGGAUGAUGAAAGAAAUGAAUUAUUAAUAACUAUACAUUAUAUGUAUGUUAUCUGUGUAAAAUAUAGUUUUUGAUAGAUUUUUUGUAUAGUGUUUGCCAAAAAAUUUAUUCAAAACAAAUUUGUUGAAUCUCGCAAACACUUAAACAUUACAUAAAAUAUUUUAAAAAAUGUAUAAAAAUAAUUUUAAGAAAUAAAAAUUAAUUUAAAAAACUUAAUAUAUAGGUAAUUUUUAUGGUAGAAAAUAAAAUUUUUGAAUGUUUGUUAUUCCAUAAUAAUAUAUCAAUAGGAAUAAAGUUACUGUUCACAGAUUUUCUGUUUUCGAAAUACAAAUUAUGAAUUUUCAACAAUAAUGUUAUAAAUGUGUAAUUAUGUUUUACUUUUUGAAAUAUAUUCAUGUCUAAAUGUCAUUUAAUUAUUCUUAACCCAUUGUUAUUAACUUGCAUUGUAUUGUAUUACUCUUAAAAAAUGCAUUCAUCCUUUUUUUUUUUUCUUAGUGGAAAAAUAUUUAUUGAAAACAGGUGGAUACAUCUGUAUAAUUUUGCUAACUCCUAAAAUAGAAAAUACCAAGUAUUUUAUAAAAAUUGUUUUGUUUUUUUAUAGAAAUUGUUUGGAUUAUCUACUAAAUUUAUCAAUUUCCAAAAUAUUCUUGAGAAAUUAAAAUUUUAGUAGGCUCAAAUGCAUAGUAUGUUUUUCCACAGCUUACAUCUUUCUAAAAAUUUGUUGAACAAGAUUUCAUUUUAUGAACCCUAGUUCAGUUUUUUGAGCUUUAAAUACACUUAUUUUCAUUACACAAAACCGAAGUUAUACUCACUCACCUAAAUAUAUAUAUAAUGAAAGAAGCGGGCAAAGCAGCAGACCAAUGCAUUUGUGAUUUCGGUAUUUAAAAAUUAAGUACAUAGAUAAAUGACUAAUCCACAGUGAUUAAUUACAUUAUCUAGGACCCUGAGGCAUUUAAAAUUGUUUUUUAAAGGUUUGCUUGUUCUAUGACAAUGUUAUUAAUUGUUUGAUCGCCUUAGCAUUUGAAGUAUAUUGUAACAUGCAUGUAAAGAUGUUCCUAUUUGUUUUGUGUAUGCAAAAAUAUAAAUAAAUGGAUUGAAUGUAGUUAAUUCCUUAGAGUAACCAGCACAAUCUGAGACUACAACUUAAUUCCAAAGAAGAAC